UAAACCACAGAGUGACGAACGGCGCAGGGCGACGGAGAACCUUCCACCCACAGCUCGGCUACUCUUUGGUGUCAGUCUCCCUUCUUUCUCCCCCCCCCCCCUCCCCCUUCUCCUCCUCCUGGAGACUCGAAUGAGCAGCUGCAACCCAAGAUGCCUCUAAACAAUGAGCGACCCACCUCCACGUCCAGCGGCGAGGACCAAGGCAGCGACGUGGAGUCAACGUUGGAGCGCUUUGACAGCAUGACAUCGACCAGCGACCUGGACUGCUCCCGUGAAAGCUUCACUAGCGACUGCUCCAGCAAGCAUUGCACGCCCUCCUCGAGCCCACCCAAAACCUCAACCCUGGACGAAGUCAUGGAGUCUGUUAGCAACCUCAGCCUUGCCCAUGAGAUCAUUGUGGACCACAAAUUUCAUCUGGAGCCAGUCGACCUACCUCAGGACAGUAUAUGGAAGUUAGUCAGAGAUAAUGUCCACAAGGCUUUCUGGGACAUCUUGUCGGCGGAGCUGAACGAUGACCCGCCUGAGUAUGGCCAGGCCAUCAGACUACUGGAAGAGAUCAGAGAGAUCUUACUGUCAUUCCUUAAUCCGGGUGCCAACCGAAUGAGGAUCCAGAUCAUGGAGGUGCUGGACAUGGACCUGAUUCGUCAGCAGGCUGACAACGAUGCUGUAGACAUCCAGGGGCUUGCCUCUUACAUUAUCACCACUAUGGGCAAGAUGUGUGCACCUGUCAGGGAUGAGGAAAUUAAGAAGUUGCGGGAAAGUACAGAUAAUGUUGUGACACUGUUCAGGGAGAUUUUUCGUGUGCUGGACUUGAUGAAGGCAGACAUGGUCAACUUUACAAUUGAUAAUCUGCGGCCUGUGCUGCAGAGACAGAGUGUUGAAUAUGAGAGGGCCACGUUCCAGAGCAUCCUGGAAAAAACACCCAAUGCUUUGAACCACACCACCUCCUGGAUUAAGUCAGUUCUGGAGGAGCUGCUGCCGACCACCAUCCCCACAGGACAGACUCAGCGGAAAGGACAGCAAGCUGUGCCUGGCCCUUUCCAGAUUCUCAAUUUUGCCUUCGUCCGUAUCCUCACGUGGGACUACAAUAAGAGUCCACUGCCUGAGACGUGGAUUACGGAUGAGACACGUCUGCGUGAGAUUCAGUGGCGGCUCCAGCAGUACCAGGCGGUGAAUGAGGUGCUGCUCAUUGUGCACAGCACCAUUGGAGGGCCUAUCCAGGGUUUACCCUCCCUGUCUGACCGCCUGAAGAGGAUGACCAGCGUGCUGUUGGAUGGCAUGCACAGCCCGGACUUUAACCUAAAAGAGGCACUAGUGGGCGUCAGUGCUCAGAUCUGCUGCGAGCUCAACAAAUCUCUCACAGAGAGGAACUACCCUGCACUGUCCCCGGCGCUGCAGGCCACCCUCAUGGGCCAGAUCUGCAGCAUCACCCAGAGGGACAAUCCCAUCCGAUCUCUAGUUGAGGACCGUGUGCAGCAGUACUUCAUGAUGCUCAUCUGUGAUCCCAAACCACAAGCCAAACUCGAACAGGUACCAACUGGCUUGACUGCAAUCAAACCUGAACUAGCAUUGAUGGGAGCAAGGUUCAUCUCUCUGGUCAACUACAACAAGUCUGUCUAUGGACCUUUCUAUGCUGAUAUCAUCAGGAGGCUCAUGUUCAGCAGCAGCAGCCCACCAGCACACACCGCUCCUCAGGACACGGCUCAGGACUCCGUUACCUCCGCUUGAAACCAAACUUUGGCUCAGGCGGUCCAAGGAGCCUAUUUGCCACUAGAUUUACCUGAAGCUAUGGAGGUACUACAACAGCUACGCAGUACUACUGCUUUGGUCGGCCAGCGUUCUCCAGUAGUUGGAGCUGCCUUCCGUGUGUCAUAAAUGUAGUUUUUAUCCCUACAUUUAGCAGUGAAGACACUGCAGUAGACGCUCCAUGCGGUCAACAUUUAAUGUGACCUGCGUCCUUUGUAAUAAAUGUACUCUGUAUGCUCUCCUAUGAACAUUCACAGCUUCAAACCAGAAAGUGAUUCAUAUCUGAUCCUAAUAGCAACCCUACAUUGUAAGUUUGUCUGUAGUCAAACUGCUGCUCUUUCAGAGGGAGUUCAUAGGAGAACAAGGGGAAAACCUAGUGUGUCUCAUACAUACAAUGAGCUUUAUGAAGCGAAGAGGAAUUAAAUUCAAGCAUAUAUAUAUUUAGAUAAUUAGCAGAGUAGCAUUUACUUAUGAAUACCGUUAAACAUUCAUGAGGCAGCCCUUUUCCCAUUUUAUUAGUCCUUUUGAUUGUUCUCCUUUUUUCUUUUUCUUUUAUCAGCCACAUAAAUGGAAGUUUCUCUCUUCAUAGUAAUCCACUGAUAUUAUGCUACAUAAAUAAUAACAAAAAUUCUUGGAGAAAAGGAAUUUUGACCUCAAAUAAUGUAAAACCGUUGUCUGCAUGAGUAGCUUUGUGUUAGGAUUUUGUCAUUUUAGUAACUUGAGUAAUGUGUUGGGAGUAUUUGUCAAGUUGUAUGUUGUACUCUUUUACUCGCAUUCUGAUUUUGGAAUAUUUGCCACAUAGUUUUAGUUGCGAUUGUUGUUACAUUUUGAGGUCCUGUGGUUGUUUCAGUAUUUUUAUGUUGGCUGUUGGAACUCAUUUGGAGCUGACAGGUACUCAGCUCAAAGUGAUUUUGUGUCCAGAAUUUCCAGUAGACCCAAAUAUGUACAAAGACAAAGAAAUGAUGUACUUAAGCUUAAGUUCACUCAGAAUGUGGGAAGUUUUUGGUCCCUUGCUAUGUACCACUGUUAAUAUAAUGAAAUAAAAAAGUAACACAAAUUGA
Messenger RNA from Scophthalmus maximus (turbot), 2807 nucleotides. It is a transcript of the gene tcp11l2, whose product is annotated as t-complex 11, testis-specific-like 2. Bases 151 to 1728 code for a protein of 525 amino acids. The transcript is spliced from 10 exons. Gene Ontology annotation, biological process: signal transduction. The record is from RefSeq and is a predicted model, not a curated record. NCBI's taxonomy places the organism in Eukaryota, Metazoa, Chordata, Actinopteri, Pleuronectiformes, Scophthalmidae.